GCAGCAGUGCCGGGGCGAGGGGGAAAGGAGGAAGCGUAGAGUAAUCAGAGGAAACGGGAAGAACGAGAAGCCAGCACGGAAGAGGCUGUCAAUGUGGUUUUGGGCUGUCGAGCAGGAUCGUAGUCUGUGCUCGUAAUUUUGAGAGAUCUGUUCGGUUCCGGACAGAAGGCGAGGCGAGUGAGGGAGCGAUAUGAAGUUUGUGGACGAGAAACAGGUCGGAAAGGCUGUGGAUUCGCUGUUGACAUGGGUCAAAUCGCAGAAUGGGCGCGACAAGGCUCGGUUGUUGGAGGACGACCAGCUCCUGUACGUGGUGGUGACUCUGGAUAAAGUUCCGGACCAGGCCAAUAUUACUCGUCACAGGAUUCCUCUUCCACAUUCCCUUCAUCCUUUAGAUGGCGCACAGGAGAUCUGUCUGUUCGUCAAAGAUGGUCGUCUUGGGGGAUUAUCGAAGACAGAGGUGAAAGCAAAGCUCCUUGCUGAAGGUCUGUCCAAUGUGACGAAGGUGAUCGACGCCGAGAAGCUGUCGAAAAACUAUAACACUCACGAGGGCAGGAGGAAGCUUUGUGGCUCGUACGAUCUGUUUCUCUGCGAUGAUCGAAUUUUUGCAAAAAUGCCCAAGUAUCUCGGGAAGAUAUUCUGGAAGAAAAAGAAAUGGCCUCUCUCAGUGAAAUUAACGAGGAAGGAGUGGAAGGGGCAAAUUACCGCCGCUUGCAAUUCUUCGGAGUUCGAAUUAGGGAGAGGCUCGUGUAGCGUAGUUAAAGCAGCUAGGGUUUCUCAGUCUAAGGACGAAAUUAUGUCCAACUUGAAGGCGAUCAUUGAGGGAGUCGCUGCACAUACACCGAGGAAGUGGGGUGGCAUCCAGGCACUAUAUCUGAAAUCUGUUGACUCUGUAGCUCUUCCAAUAUAUCAGGCUAUUCCUGAACAACCAUUGAAAUUGGACGGAUUUUAGCCAACACGAAUUCUCGAUACGCAUGCGUAUGUGUUCAUUUGAGCGUUGAUAGAUUUAGGGUGGUCAAGUCUGUUUAGGUUCAGGACUUCGGCCCACGGCAGGCAAUUUUGACCUCGGUUGAUGUGAAUACAGCGAAGUAGUCGUUGUCUUGCGUGGAUGUCUUGCGGCUGUUCAUGCCUGGACUCUCACGAGACGCUUUCUUUUGUGG
Messenger RNA from Marchantia polymorpha subsp. ruderalis, 1157 nucleotides. The record is from the annotation of a GenBank genome assembly. Lineage: Eukaryota; Viridiplantae; Streptophyta; Marchantiopsida; Marchantiales; Marchantiaceae.